Molecule: messenger RNA, 1495 nt
Organism: Cutaneotrichosporon oleaginosum
Lineage: Eukaryota; Fungi; Basidiomycota; Tremellomycetes; Trichosporonales; Trichosporonaceae
Source: RefSeq, a predicted model, not a curated record
UUGAUGAGACAUUGCCACUCCGCCAUCACUCUUUCUCUCUGUCUCGCUGUCUCGCUGUCUCUUCACUCUUCAUUGUCCUCGCCCCUGUGUUUUGUCUCGUCUGCUGUUUCUGCUUUGUCAUCUCAUCCCGUCACUGUCGCCAAGUCAUCACCGCCAAGCCUUUAUCUCGCUCGCACCAGCCUCUUGGUCUUUCUCACAUCAACUACACCACCAGGCAACCACGAGUCGAGACCUUGCACAACAGUCGACCGCAACCUCCCACUCUCCCUUGGCCCCCCACCCCCCCACCCCCGGCUCUACCCCCAACUCCCGCGCGAUGCGGCUCGCGCUCGCAUCGUUCGUCCUCGCGUGUGUGGCGGACGCACACCUCACGCUCUGGCACCCAUCGCUGUACGGCUUCAACUGGCCCGAUCUGGGCGACGCGCCGAUCCAGCACGGACAACUAGUGGACCCCGUCAACCCUGCGCGGGGCAUGGACAACCUGACCGUCUCCGAAUGGUUCGGCCACAACAUGCGCAACUGCACGCCGGCCGCCGACGCAUUCAUGGAGCUGGAAACGGGCAAGACGGCGACCUUUGAGAUCGGGUGCAACCGCGCCUUCACGAAAUACCGCCCGCCAGAGUGGAGUUACAAAGCCAAGCCGCUGCUGCAGUACUGCUGCCCGGAGCACGGGCCGCUGCACACGGCCAACGAGUACGGGACGCCGUACGCGCGCCUCAACGUCUCGCGGUUCGGCGGCACCGCGCUCGCGAUCGCGUACGAGUCGGACCCGUACAAGGUCAAGCCCGAGGACAUGGUCGUCAUCAGCGUCAACCACACGUCCCCGUGGUUCCGGCUCGUCGAGUACCGCAUCCCGCCCGGCCUUCCGCCGUGCCCGAAAGACGGGUGCAUCUGUACGUGGAACUGGAUCCACACGCGUAUGAACGGCGAAGGCUACGGGAACGAGAUUUACAAUAACAUGUACAAGUGCAAGAUUACGGGCAAGACGAACAAGUUUGCCAUGCUCCCCCAGCCCGUGCCGCCGGAACAGGACUGCGCGGGCGCGCCGGAGAAAUGCACGCCGGGCGCCAAGCAGCCGAUGUACAUGUUCCAGAAGGACGGAAACAACCUCCCGAAUCCGCGCCAUUUGACGGAGACGCCGACGUAUGUGAGCCGGUUCGCGGACGGCGCACAGGCGGACGCGGUGGUCGGCGCGGCGCGGCGCGACGGGGCUAGUGUGGCAGUGGGCGCGGUGGCGCUGGCGCUGGGCUUUGCCAUGAUUUAGACGGCCGCGGCCGAUAGAGUAUAGAGCCAGACGGCAUAGAUCCUAUUGUAUCCAUAUUGACCCAUUGAGAUGAAUGCGAUGCGGAGACGCAAGCAUGCCGAGAGACAUGAGGGGAUGAGACGAUGGGUUUACCUCGGGAGAUUCGCGACAAACAAACAUGCCUACAAGUCGCGUCCGCGCAUAACAAUGCGGGAGCGCAGCGCGCAGCAUGCAUCGCCCAAUUCAUUGGGG